AUGUUUCUCCUUUACACCGGGUGCGUCCUUCGAAGGGAUAUUAGGUUCGGGGUGUGCUCUAAAUUGAAUGGAGCGGGAGCUCGAACGCAACACUAUGGAAGCGUUCGAAGCGGCAGCACUUGGUGGCGCAAGUCGCUGUUACCACGAGGUCGGUAUCCGGUGUUCACCGGUUACGCUGCGGAACAGCAGCGAGCCCCGUCGAAGAGGUGCCUUUGUGAAUCGCUGGUCAUGGUGACGGACGUCGCUUCCACGUGGAUGGCAUUCGCUUGGGGAGCGGUGACUGGAAGUGCGCUCACGACACCCACAGUGGCGAACAGUGUGCAGGUUCCUGCGUUUGUUGCACCGCUUCGGGGCUUGCUCUCGCUGGUGUUCACCACGUACACAGUCUUGUUUCUGCUGAGAUUUGUGAUUCCGUGGUUUCCUCAGAUCAAUGCUGGGCGUCCGCCCUGGUCUAUCGUUGUGCUCGCUACCGAGGGACUGUUGCGGCCGACGCGUCGUAUCAUACCGCCGCAGGGUGGCGUCGAUAUCACACCGCUUGUGUGGCUGGCGCUUACGAGCCUCUCACAGGAGCUCUUGGUUGGAUCUCAAGGUAUCAUAACACUUUUAACUCGGUGA
Cyanidioschyzon merolae strain 10D is the source of this 615-nucleotide messenger RNA. RefSeq lists its product as hypothetical. Lineage: Eukaryota; Rhodophyta; Bangiophyceae; Cyanidiales; Cyanidiaceae. Bases 1 to 615 code for a protein of 204 amino acids. Gene Ontology annotation, cellular component: membrane. The record is from RefSeq and is a predicted model, not a curated record. The transcript has a single exon.